UCUGGACUUUCAGGAAGUUCUCAUGGAAUAGCUGCUGCUCUGUUACAGAGAGAGAAAGAGAGAGCGAUAGUGUGUGAGAGAGGGGGCCGCUCGCAGAGCUGGGAAUGGAUAUGGCCAACCUUUUUAAACACUUCUUUCGGAUUGGGAAAGUGAAGGAGAAAGGCUGUGUGCAAGAUUUGCCCUCCAGCGGAGAGAAAUAUGACAGCGAUGAGCGACUGUAUGACCUCAACCUGCCCGCACUGGUGAAGUUCAACUACACCGCAGAGCGGGAGGACGAGCUCUCUUUGGUGAAGGGCACAAGGGUCAUCGUCAUGGAGAAGUGCAGCGACGGUUGGUGGCGAGGAACCUAUAAUGGCCUUUCUGGGUGGUUUCCCUCUAAUUAUGUCACAGAGGAUCUGGACAGGACAAUGAGGGGCGAUUCUAUGACCUCUCUCAAUGAUAAACUGUCUUCAGUGGGGCACAAUAACAACGGCUCUCAGGUUCUGCAGACUGUACAGGCACUUUAUCAUUUCAGCUCAAGCAAUGUCGAGGAACUGAGUUUCAACAAAGAUGAACUUAUGUAUGUGUUGGAGAAACCUGAGAAUGACCCUGAAUGGUGGAAGUGUAGAAAGGAAAACGGGCAAGUAGGUUUAGUGCCCAAGAACUAUGUUACAGUUGUACAGAAAACACAUAAAGAACUAGGGAAUUCAGGACAACCUACUUCAAACUAUGACAUUAAGCCAUCUAUGGAUGGAAAGUUUGGAGGAAAACAAUGGUACUAUGGGAAAUUGACACGGCACCAGGCUGAGAUGGUCUUGAACCAGAGGGGUGCGGAUGGUGACUUCCUCAUCAGAGACAGCGAGUCUACGCCAAACGACUUCUCCAUCUCUCUCAAGGCAGUGUACAAGAACAAGCAUUUCAAAGUGCAGCUAAAAGAUGGAUUCUACUGCAUUGGUCAGCGCAAGUUCAGCUCCAUGGAGGAUUUGGUGGAUCAUUACAAAAAGGCCCCCAUUUUUACUAGUGAGGAGGGAGAUAAACUGUACCUGAUUAAAGCAUUAACCUGAGCCUAUACAGGAACUACAGACUCUGCAACAUCUAACCCUGUCAUCCAUGAAACUAUAUGUUUACUGUGCAUUGGGAGAGUGUGAAAACUCCUUUGAUUAAAUGUUAAUGUUAGUCAGUUAAUACAGUAAAUAUGUGUUUGCUUUAGCAUUGCUCCAAUUUGGGAUAUUCAGUCAAUUUAAAUGCAAACUCCAGUUAAUAUCAGGAUGAUAAGCUAUCUUUGUAAUUGUUUCAGUGCAGCAGUCCGAAAAAUAACUUCACUUGUUCUUUGUAUGUACUUACAUAGACCUCUUGUGAUUGUUCAAGAUACUUAAAAGUUGGAGAAUGAAUGAAAUAUCACUGCAGUCAAGUUUUCUUCACUACAUUAAAUUUGUUUCAUUUAAUAUCAAGAGGCCCCACAGAGGACAAUGAGAGAAUGGACACAGUACCUUUAAACCACAUAUGUGAUAUCAUUUUUACCUGAUAAAAAUGUAAAUUGUAUUUGCAGCAUUGAUUUCAUGAAUUCUCGUGCUAUGUUGUUCUUUUGCCCGUGCCAAAAAUUUCUUUUCAAUCUACAUUGUUGUUGUUUUUUCUUACAGAGAUCAAGACCAUAUUUAUAUUCCCAUAGUCCUAUAUCAGAGCUCAACCCCACCCCCUUUUUAUUUUUUUUCCCUCAACUAAUUUGUAAUUUGUAACAACUUGUAAACUGUGAAUGUUUCCUUCCACAGUGAACUUUCUUUUACUUAUCAUUUCUUGACUUGAUAAGUGUAACUUUUCAAAAUAAAGCAUAGCUACAA
Megalobrama amblycephala (Wuchang bream) is the source of this 1817-nucleotide messenger RNA. RefSeq names its product NCK adaptor protein 1a (gene nck1a). Lineage: Eukaryota; Metazoa; Chordata; Actinopteri; Cypriniformes; Xenocyprididae. The coding region runs from base 105 to 1043 and encodes 312 amino acids. The transcript is spliced from 3 exons. Gene Ontology annotation, biological process: negative regulation of PERK-mediated unfolded protein response; negative regulation of endoplasmic reticulum stress-induced eIF2 alpha phosphorylation; positive regulation of endoplasmic reticulum stress-induced intrinsic apoptotic signaling pathway. Gene Ontology annotation, molecular function: ephrin receptor binding. The record is from RefSeq and is a predicted model, not a curated record.